CGGCGGCGAGAGGAUGCUGCCGGGAAGGCUGUGCCUGGUGCCGCUCCUGCUGGCGCUGGGCGUGGGGAGCGGCGGCGGCAGCGGCGGCGGCGGCGGCGGCGGGGACAGCCGGCGGCGCCGCCUCCUCGCGGCGAAAGUCAAUAAACACAAGCCAUGGAUCGAGACAUCAUAUCAUGGAGUCAUAACUGAGAACAAUGACACAGUCAUUUUGGACCCUCCACUGGUAGCCCUGGAUAAGGACGCCCCAGUGCCUUUUGCAGGGGAAAUCUGUGCAUUCAAGAUCCACGGGCAGGAGCUGCCCUUUGAGGCUGUGGUGCUCAACAAGACGUCUGGAGAGGGCCGACUCCGGGCCAAGAGUCCCAUCGACUGUGAGCUGCAGAAGGAGUACACAUUCAUCAUCCAGGCCUACGACUGUGGGGCGGGGCCCCAGGAGGCAGCCUGGAAGAAGUCACACAAGGCUGUGGUCCACAUCCAGGUGAAGGAUGUCAACGAGUUUGCUCCCACCUUCAAAGAGCCAGCCUACAAGGCCAUUGUCACGGAGGGCAAGAUCUACGACAGCAUCCUGCAGGUGGAAGCCAUUGAUGAGGACUGUUCCCCCCAGUACAGCCAGAUUUGCAACUAUGAAAUUGUCACAACGGAUGUGCCUUUUGCCAUUGACAGAAAUGGCAACAUCAGGAACACCGAGAAGCUGAGCUAUGACAAGCAGCGGCAGUACGAGAUCCUGGUAACUGCUUACGACUGUGGACAGAAGCCUGCUGCUCAGGACACCCUGGUGCAGGUGGAUGUGGAGCCGGUAUGCAAACCUGGCUGGCAAGAUUGGACAAAAAGGAUCGAGUACCAGCCUGGCUCGGGGAGUUUGCCCUUAUUCCCCAGCAUCCACCUGGAGACGUGCGACGGAGCAGUGUCCUCCCUCCAGGUCACCGCAGAGCUGCAGACUAAUUACAUCGGCAAGGGCUGUGACCGAGAGACCUACUCUGAGAAAUCCCUUCAGAAAUUAUGCGGAGCAUCCUCAGGCAUCAUCGACCUCCUGCCGUCCCCGAGCGCAGCUACCAACUGGACUGCAGGAUUGCUGGUGGACAGCAGCGAGAUGAUCUUCAAGUUUGAUGGCAGGCAGGGUGCCAAGAUCCCUGAUGGGAUUGUGCCCAAGAACCUGACAGACCAGUUCACCAUCACUAUGUGGAUGAAACACGGCCCCAGCCCUGGCGUGAGAGCCGAGAAGGAAACUAUCCUCUGUAACUCGGAUAAAACUGAAAUGAACCGCCAUCACUACGCCCUGUAUGUGCACAACUGCCGCCUCGUCUUCCUCUUGCGGAAGGACUUUGACCAGGCAGACACCUUUCGCCCCGCAGAGUUUCACUGGAAGCUGGACCAGAUCUGUGACAAAGAGUGGCAUUACUAUGUCAUCAAUGUGGAGUUUCCUGUGGUCACCCUGUACAUGGAUGGAGCAACCUAUGAACCGUACCUGGUGACCAAUGACUGGCCCAUCCACCCAUCUCAUAUCGCCAUGCAGCUUACUGUCGGCGCCUGUUGGCAAGGAGGUGAAGUAGCCAAACCUCGGUUUGCACAAUUUUUCCAUGGCAGCCUCGCCAGUCUCACCAUCCGUCCUGGCAAAAUGGAAAGCCAGAAGGUGAUUUCUUGUUUGCAGGCCUGCAAAGAAGGGCUGGAUAUUAAUUCCCUGGAAAGCCUCGGGCAAGGAAUAAAGUAUCACUUCAACCCUUCACAGUCCGUUCUCGUGAUGGAAGGUGAUGACAUUGGAAACAUCAACCGAGCCCUCCAGAAGGUCUCCUACAUCAACUCCAGGCAGUUCCCAACCGCAGGUGUCCGGCGCCUCAGACUCUCUUCCAAAGUCCAGUGCUUUGGGGAAGAUGUGUGCAUCAGCAUCCCAGACGUGGAUGCCUACGUCAUGGUGCUUCAGGCCAUCGAACCCCAGAUCACCCUCCAGGGGACAGAGCGCUUCUGGAGACCUGCUGCCCACUUUGAAAGCACCAGAGGAGUGACCCUCUUCCCCGACAUCAAGAUCGUGAGCACCUUUGCCAAGACUGAGGCCUCGGGGGACACGAGAACCACAGGCACAGCCCCCAAAUCAGCAGUCUUGGAAGAAAUGCUACACAACUUGGAUUUCUGUGACAUUUUAGUGCUUGGAGGGGACUUGGAUCCAAGACAAGAGUGCUUGGAGCUCAACCAUAGUGAGCUACACCAACGGCACCUGGAUGCUACUAACUCUACUGCUGGUUACUCCAUCUAUGGUGUGGGGUCCAUGAGCCGCUAUGAGCAGGUGCUGCACCACCUUCAUUACCGCAACUGGCACCCUACUUCCCUUGAGACCCGGAGGUUCCGGAUCAAGUGUUCAGAACUCAAUGGCCGUUAUACUAGCAAUGAGUUCAACCUGGAGGUCAGUGUCCUUCAUGAAGCCAGAGUCUCCGAUCAGGAACACGUCAACCACCUUAUUGUUCAGCCACCCUUCCUCCAGUCUGUCCAUCACCCUGAGUCCCGGAGUAGUAUACAGCGCAGUUCAGUGGUCCCGAGCAUCGCCACGGUGGUCAUCAUUAUCUCUGUGUGCAUGCUGGUGUUUGUUGUGGCCAUGGGUGUGUAUCGGGUCCGAAUUGCUCACCAGCACUUCAUUCAAGAGACUGAGGCUGCCAAGGAGGCUGAAAUGGAUUGGGAUGACUCCGCACUGACUAUCACAGUCAACCCUAUGGAGAAACAUGAAGGACCAGGGCGUGGGGAAGAUGAGACCGAAGGAGAGGAAGAAGAGGAAGCAGAAGAAGGCAUGAGCUCCAGCAGCAGUGGCUCUGAUGACAGUGAAGAGGAAGAGGAAGAGGGGAUGGGCAGAGUUGGACAUGGGCAGAGUGGCACCAGGCAAGCCCAGCUGGAGUGGGAUGAUUCCACCCUGCCCUACUAGUGCCCACAGGUGUGCUGACCAGCCUGGGUGCCCCUUUUGUAAAACCCAAUCCAAUGUAUGCCCAAGCCUGUCACACUCGCCUCUGAUUUCUAUGACAGGUCUGGGAAGGCCAUCAGCUUCCUGGAAUCUGCCCUCUAUGCUUCGGGCACUGCCUAGGUCCUAACCAUGGGGCAGUUCCAAGAGCCCAGUGAUACCAUCAUUGAUGACUGCAGGGAGGUUACAUUGUCCUGUAGCCCUGACUUCUUCACCCCUGGGCUCAUCCAAAAUCCUGCCACCCAGUCUGCCGAGUUCUGAACACCUUGCUCUUUUCUGCAGGGGAAAAGCUCCGCCUUUAUGUCACUUACCACCACUAGGCUCAGCGUUUUCAAACUCCUUGGGUUGUAACUCACUGUGUAUGUACUUGACUAAGUAGCCUUUCUCCACCUAUACCAGCAGGUCCUCCCUAUGCUGGGUCUCCAGGUUACUUUAUACAGGGAAGGCAGUGAAAUCUCAUACACCUAAGAUUUUAGGGCUUAAGAAUGGAAAAGAAAGUCUUUGUUGAGGCAUAAUUGAGUUUCCAGGGUAAGGCUCAUAGUAUAUGUGUAUAUGCACAGACAGACUCACACACAGAAACACACACACACACACACACACACACACACACACACACACUUCCUAACUUGGAAAGCCUUUCUUUUUACUUUGUUCUGAGACUAUAUAGUUAUAUAACGAGUUCAAGACCAAGAAUUAGUUGGCCUUUGCCCAUAAGUAGAGUGUGUCCUCAUCCUAGGGCUUGCUGACCAGCCUUCCAACCCAUUUAGGGAAUGUCUAAACCCAUGUGGCUGCCCAACCUAGGACUGUAACCAUGCAGAACCACAGGGCCCAGGAAGCACUUCAUACAGGUACUGCUCAAGUGACAGCUUAAGCAUGGCUGUUACCAGGAGCCAAAGAAAAGAUGGAUGGGGUGACCUAGCCAGGCUUCAUGAUCGAUAGAAAGCUGCUUUGACCUGGGCUCGGUAUGGCUCUACCCCCUCCCCCCCUCCCC
Molecule: messenger RNA, 3926 nt
Organism: Psammomys obesus (fat sand rat)
Lineage: Eukaryota; Metazoa; Chordata; Mammalia; Rodentia; Muridae
Gene: Clstn2
Product: calsyntenin 2
Exons: 17
Coding region: 14-2902 (962 amino acids)
Biological process (GO): homophilic cell-cell adhesion; positive regulation of synaptic transmission; positive regulation of synapse assembly
Cellular component (GO): cell surface; postsynaptic membrane
Molecular function (GO): calcium ion binding; kinesin binding; X11-like protein binding
Source: RefSeq, a predicted model, not a curated record